AUGAUAGAAGAUCCUGUAGCAAAAAGUCUUUCCGAUUCGAGACGGGACAGCAGCGGCAGCAGCCAUGAAGAGCUCGUACGCGAUGCCAACGCUUCGCUACCAGAGCCAGCUUCCACCGAACCUGCCUUCCAUCCUAUCCUGCCCCCCGCCCGCCCUCCCCAGCUGCGCGCGCCAUUUCGCGCCACACCCGGCGGCAGGCGGACGCCGUCCUGCCCGCCCUCACCUCCUUCCCCCGUCCCUCCCCCACUCCCCCUUACUCCCCCACCCCCCCGCCUCCACGGCUGCUGCGCGCCUUGUUGCGCCACACCCGGCUCCAGGCGGAAGCCGUCCUACCCGCCCUCACCUCCUUCCCCUCUCCCUCCCCUCCCAACCCCUCUCCCCCCACUCCCCCUCCCCCAGCUGUUGCGCGCCUGCUCGCGCCACCCCCGGCGGCAGGCGGACGCCGUCCUGCCCGCCCUCUCGCGCCUGCUGGACCUCCAAGCGCGCCUCACAGCCGCGCGCGCCCCCCUGGGGGGAGCCCCGCGCGCAGAAGGGGAAACUGAGAGAGUCGAGGGGACUGAGGGCGCGGAAGUGAGUGCAGGAGGGGGAGGGGGGAGGGGUGAGGCUGGUAGGGAAGGAGGGGGAGGUGCAGCAGCAGAGGAAACGUCACUAGUGGCAGCACCAGCAGCGCCACCAGAGUUGUCACCGUGGCAGCAGCUGGAGGAGCAACUUUCUUUGGACGAACCAGGGAGUGGGGGAGGGAAGUAUACCCCAUCUGGGGCUAGGCCACCCCCCUCGCCUUCCUCCCCUGCUAACAAGCAGCAUGGGAGAGCCGCGAGCCAGUUUCUGUUUGAUGAUCCGAUGCUGAUUGAGUACAACGCGUCGCUGUCCGCCCGAGCCUCCUCGCCGCUAGGCUCGGGCCGAGCCUCAGGGACAGGUUCGGAAGGUGGGGUGGCGGGCGGUGGGGGGAGUGUGGGGGCGAGUGGGGGCCCUGGUCCGUCUCUGUUGUCCCCCAUGGGUGGUGGGACUGGGUCAUCUCUUUUGUCUCCUGUGGGGUGUUCUACCCCUCAAUCCACGCUCUCUGAUGCUGUGCUGACGGCUACUGCUAGCAGCAGCACGAACACGAGCAGCAGUAGCAUUGCGGCUGUGAGUGGGCCGUUGGAGACUUUGUUUAUUGGGUCGGAUGUGGCAGGAGCAGUGGGGGCAGCAGGUGCAGCUGCUGCUGUUGAUGGUGUUAGCAGCAUUGGCGUGGUUGAAGGAGGAGGGGGUGUGAUGAAAUCCCGAUCUGCCACCCAGCCAACUCUGCAAUGCUCCUCCUCCUUUCCUGUCCAAGAAAACAAGCUCGGAAUCGUAUCGUCUAAUUCCUUAUCCCUGCCUCGCUCUGCUGCUGCUAGUGCUGUUGGGGAUGGAGACUCCACCGCUCCGCCCCCUAGAAUCACCAUUCCCCCAGUUUAUUCCGAUGGGUCUGGCAAGGCGCGCCAAGCAACAGUGGCGAGUGCAGUGGAGAGUGCGAGCAUGAAGGAGUACACAGCAGAGGAGACGCAGGCCAUGGCGUGGCAUGGCAUGGCUAAUCCAUCCAUCCCCUUAUGCACCUACUGCUCUCCCUCCUUCCGCCCCUUUCCUCCCCGGUGCAGCAAGGCGCGCCAGGCAACAGUGGCGAGUGCAGUGGAGAGUGUGAGCAUGAAGGAGUACACAGCAGAGGAGACGCAGGCCAUGGCGUGGCAUGGCAUGGCUAAUCCAUCCAUCCCCUUAUGCACCUACUGCUCUCCCUCCUUCCGCCCCUUUCCUCCCCGGUGCAGCAAGGCGCGCCAGGCAACAGUGGCGAGUGCAGUGGAGAGUGUGAGCAUGAAGGAGUGCACAGCAGAGGAGACGCAGGCCAUGGCCAAGGCGCGCCAAGCAACGGUGGCGAGUGCGGUGGAGAGUGUGAGCAUGAAGGAGUACACAGUAGAGGAGACGCAGGCCAUGGCCAAGGUGCGCCAGGCAACUGUAGCGAGUGCGGUGGAGAGUGUGAGCAUGAAGGAGUGCACAGCAGAGGAGACGCAGGCCAUGGCCAAGGCGAGGCAGGCAACGGUGGCGAGUGCGGUGGAGAGUGUGAGCAUGAAGGAGUACACAGCAGAGGAGACGCAGGCCAUGGCAUGGGCGGAUCUAGAGCCGCUGAUCAAGCUGUGGAUCAGAGACAUCAGCAUCCUGCUGCGAGUUCUCUUCUUUUCCGAGCAUCAGCUCAUCAAGGGCGUUCUCGACGCCUCUCCACCCACCAGCCAUAGCAGCAGCAGCAGUGCCACCAGCGGCAGCAGUAGCGGCAGCAGCGGCAAUAGCAGUAUUGCCGGCGCUGCUGUUACCACCGUCAUUGCUGUAGCUUCUGCACCCGACAGUGCUUCGACCCCAGCCGUUCCUGACUCUGGUUCGGAUCUCCUCUCGCAUCCUGACCCCAUGUGUGAAACACCUGAAGAAACUCCUGAGCCUGCUCCCGAGGCGCUGAAGGCGAAUGACAGCACGACCCACAGCACGUCCCAGAGCACACCUGAGAAUACACCUGAGGGAGCACCUGAGAGCCCACCUGAGAAUCCACCUGAGAGUACACCUGAGAGCAGCAGCAAGCGCACGGAGCAGGUUGCCCGGAAACCCGGGGAGCACCUGAUGAGUCCGGACAGCGUGUUUCGGCAUCUAGUGGGGUCGGUGGGCGGCGUGAAGUCGACCCUGUGUGCACUGUGUGCGAAUGCUGCAGCCAUUGCUGCGUCUAAGAGCGCCCCUGAGAAGAUUUUUGCCCUGCUGGAGGCAUACCGCACCGUGGCUGACCUCUCCCCACAGGCGCUGCCAGUGUUCCUCGCUCUCCCCAAGAGCGAUUCAGACGAUCCAUUCAAGCUCUGGCAGCGCCUCUCGCAGCUCUUUGCCGGAGCCAUCUUUGCCACUCUGGACGACCUCAACCGCAUUCUCAGGGACGUGGCAGCGUUUGUGCCGGCCAACCAGGCGUCCGGUAGCUCGCCCAUGAAGAAGAAACUGCUCAGGCUGAUUCACUGGAAGUCCUCGGAGCAGAAAACAACCAACGAUGAAGAAGUGGAUAUUGGCGUGCAUAAAGUGACAAGCUACGUUAUUAACUUCAUCGCACAACUAAUGGAUAGGGAGAGCCGAGCGGACCACUAUGGAACCCUAGAAAUGGUCUAUAAGAGACACGCCGCGGAUAAGAGGCUCAUAGGCCUGGCUACUAUAGGCGGGGCGAGUUUCAGGGAGAGGGGAGGGGGAGGGGGAGCGGGAGGGGGAAGCGGAGGGGGGAAGGCGGGGGGGAGCAGCGGGGGGAGCAAGACGGGGGGGAGUAAACUAGGAGCAGUGCAUAGCGGCCAAGGGGGGCACAGCAGCAGAGGCAUGCAGGGAAGCCAGGGCAGUCAAGGAAGUCAAAGCGGCGGUCAAAGCGGUGGUCAAAGUGGAGGUCAAACGAGUCAAGGCGGGAGUCAAGCAGGUCAAGGGGGGAAUCAGCUGCAGCAUCCGAGUGCGGGCGGCAGGCGCCAGCUGGCGGCGGAGAUGGAGGGGUUGCUGGAUUCUUUGUUAUUCAACAUGGAGGCGAGAGGGCGGGCGAUUCAGGACCUCGCAAUGGGGGCGCUGUUUGUGAUGAACAACGCGCACUAUGUGGCUGGCAGCAUUGUUGCAACGAGGAUGAAGGAUGCACUGAAGCAGCAGGACCGCAUCGCAGCGUAUGAGGCAGCAUUCGAUAAGGCAGGCCUGGCAAAGCUCAUGGCGUGCUUGGCGCCUGAGGAGGUGUCUGCAAAGCUCAGCGCGGAUGCAGUCAAAUCCAGGCUGAAGAAGUUCAACUCAGCUUUUGAGGAGGUGGCGUUGGAGCAGAACCGUUGGAUCGUAAUCAGCGACUCGCAGAGGAAGAAGACGAGGAUUCGCUUCGCCCGCACGCUCAAGAACGCGUAUUUGGAGUUCCUCACACCUCACAGGGAAAUCAUAUCGGACAUAACAACCUAUCAGUGGUCGCCAGAUGGCAUCGAACGAUUGAUGCUCAAGUCUUUCUUCCUCGGCCGGAGCCUCCCUCUCAUCAUGACUGCUUGA
This is a messenger RNA of Closterium sp. Naga37s-1, 4026 nucleotides long. The record is from the annotation of a GenBank genome assembly. Lineage: Eukaryota; Viridiplantae; Streptophyta; Zygnematophyceae; Desmidiales; Closteriaceae.